AUGAAGGAACUAUACAAUAUAGAUGAAGAGAAGGAAAAUAAUAAGGAUUGCAUAAUCCAAGAUGAGCAAUUCUACGAAUCACAGCUAUUGUACGAGAAUGGUGCAUUCAUGUGCACGCCUGCAUGCCUCCUCUUCUCUACAGCAGUAGUAGGAAUGGAUGUGUGUUCAUGCCCACCGACCAAAAGCCAGAUGAACUGCAUCAUGACAUCGGCAUCAAAAAUCCAAUCAUUACUUCUGUCCAAGGACGAUAGAAAUCACAUGUUCUCCAUCCGUGACGUCAUCAACCACGUCAAGAUACCCGAUACCUAUCAGAGGGUGGAGAUCGUGGGAUCUAUAGCUAGGUUGCCAGAAGACUUCAUCACAAACUUCGAGGACGACAACGAGCGACGACAAUGCAUCAUGGAUCUGCAUGGAGCCGUUAUGGCACUUAGGAACAACACGGCACUCGUCAUAACACUGAAAAGAAACGCGCACACAGUGGCACUCUACAGAAAAUCGGCAAAGAAACACUAUUACUUCGAUCCACUCAUUGCGACAGUGAAGGAUGUUGGUGAUUCAAGCAUGGCACUGUUUGAGGUGUUCAAGAUCGCCAGGAUGGCAGAGGAAUUCACUGGCCUUAUCAUAUCAAAAGAAUAA
Messenger RNA from Guillardia theta CCMP2712, 636 nucleotides. RefSeq lists its product as hypothetical. Lineage: Eukaryota; Cryptophyceae; Pyrenomonadales; Geminigeraceae. The coding region runs from base 1 to 636 and encodes 211 amino acids. The record is from RefSeq and is a predicted model, not a curated record. The transcript has a single exon.